This is a messenger RNA of Symbiodinium sp. CCMP2592, 489 nucleotides long. NCBI's taxonomy places the organism in Eukaryota, Dinophyceae, Suessiales, Symbiodiniaceae. The record is from the annotation of a GenBank genome assembly.
AUGGCGGCGGCGGCUUUCCGUCGUUGCUCACUCUUUGGACACGCAGGUCUCGUUCCGAUGCGACGACUGGCCCCAGAGGGUUGCAGAAUCACGACUGCCCCAGCCUCGGUGGCGCGGUGGCAGGCGAAGCGUUGGGAUGUCCAGGCCUUUCCGAUUCCUAGCGGUCGCAGCUUCAGUGCAGUCUCCUCCGAUGACAUGGAGCUGCUGAAGCGCAGGAAGAGGCUCACCUGGCGCGCCAAGAGCCGGGGAUGGUUGGAGCUAGAUGUGCUCAUGGGAACCUUCGUGGAGAAGCACAUUGCAGACUUUGACAGCGGGAAGCUGGACUUGCUCGAGGAGGUCUUGGAGCUGGAGAAUCCGGACCUCUUCAAGUGGUUCACCAAACAGGUGCCGGUGCCAGAAGAGCUUUUGAAAGAAAACGAGGUCAUGCAGCUGAUGAUGGAGUACGUCAAGAGCGACCACACAAGUGACUUCAGUGUCAAAGGAGCAUGA